Dracunculus medinensis (Guinea worm) is the source of this 267-nucleotide messenger RNA. Lineage: Eukaryota; Metazoa; Nematoda; Chromadorea; Rhabditida; Dracunculidae. The record is from the annotation of a GenBank genome assembly.
AUGUCGUGCCUAGAUGGAGAAGCAGAACAGCUGGUUGAAGGCUUCCCAAUUGACAACCAAUUUUAUAAUGAAGUUUGGAAAUUUCUUGAGGACCGAUACGGCAAUCCACAAAUAAUUUUCGCAACACUCCAUCAUGAAUUAGUGCAGUUAUCUCCUAAGAAUAAGCGCAUUCGAUUGGUUAGAGGAAACAUUGAAAGAAUCUUGAGAUAUAUGGCGAAUCUUGGUGAAGAUUUUAAUACUUCCAUCUUAAUUCUUACUGAAGAUUGA